GAACAAGUCUUCUCCUAUCAUCCAUGACACUUCUUCUUGUUUUCACAGCGGUGUUUGAUGAGGUAAUGUCUCGGACAUGUUAUAAUGUUAAAUCCAGUAGCAGCAGCAGUAGCUCUAGGCCACACUAGUUUUGUUUAUAAACUUCAUACCCAGCACAGUCUCGCUAGCGGAGUGGACUUGCUAGCCGGGCUUCCUCGCACAAGUUGUGGAGAAGAAGUGAGGACGGAGGAGCAACUCUUCAGGAAGGGACUGCUGUGCCGUGCGGGACAGGAGAGCGGGGCGGCCCCCAUCAGAAAGUCUCUGGAUGACUGAGGGUCUACUUGAAUGGGGCGGUGUGUUUUGAUCCUGUCUGUCAUUCUGCAGUCUGCGGUCCGACCGGCCCCGGGGGGACACGGCGGAGGGACUCCUGGCUGCCCUGCUGCGCGCUGAACGCAAAGCAGCACACUUUGCCUGCGUCUGAGGAGACUUGGAGAGAUUAUGGUUGGGAAAGGCCUGCAGCUCAGUCCCCGCUGCUCCAACAACAAAGGAAACGGCUGCUGCCUCUUUUACUUCAGUGCUGCGGCCGACGUGUGUGGAAACACACGUUGAGAGUGUGUGGAGAGAAUUAGAUUGAGCCAAUGACUUCAGAGAAAGUUGUCAAAUGAGCUCUGAUUUCACGGCCGCUCCAGAGUAGCGCCGCUCGCGCACGCCUGCGCAGUUACGCACACGCGCGCAUACACACGCACGCACUCCUUUUGUUGUGAAGUUUUCUCUCAGCCGAAAAGUCAUUUAACAACCAGAGUGUCUCUAACAGCAGUGCUGCGGGGUCAAAGUGGAUGUGUGAGGAUGGUGGAGAGCAGGAGUUGUGUCCAGAGGGAGGGGGUGUACCGCUGGUUCUCCUCCCUCACCUCAGCCCAGAGAGCAGAGUUCCUGUGCGGCCUGCUGGACCUCUGCGUCCCGAUCGAGCUCCGCUUCAUUGGCUCCUGUCUGGAGGACUUGGCCCGCAAGGACUACCACUCCCUCCGGGAUGCGGAGAUCAAAGCCAACAACCCCACCGACCUGUCUGGACUCACCAACAUCACGGACGAGGUGGUGCGCAGCAAGCUGCUGGUGUCCCUCGCCCUGCUGGGUUCGGACAACCGAGAGGCUGCAGGGGUAUUGUAUCGGACCCUGACUCAUAUAGACACGGUGAUCAAUAACUACGGCCUGGCGCUGAACGACGGGAGGACUGAAGAGCAGUUUCUGUUGCUGUUCACCAUGGCCUCUAACCACCCGGCCUUCAGCUUCCACCAAAAGCAGGUGCUGAGGCAGCAGCUGGGCAAGAUCCUGGACAUCCUGCAGAGCCAGACCAAAGAGGCAGGCACGGUUUCAGGGCUGAACUCAGGGGUCACCACGGGACGAGGAGACCAAGCGGUCAGCCAGGACCUCACCCCUCCUCACCUCGACCCCCCUCUUCCUCCUCCCCCACCUCCUCCUCCUCUGCCUCCUCCUCCUCCGCCUCUUCCUCCACCUUCUCAUCUUCCUCCUCCUUUACCUGCCGGGCAUAGCCAUGAUGCAGCAGCACCAAGCAAGAGCCACCAGGGGAAAUCGGGUAAAGCGGUGAUUGAAAAGGUGGUGUUGAGAGGAGUGACACACAAGUCUGAAGACAACAGUGAAUACGUGUUCGAGGUCAGCUGGUCGGAUGGUUUCAUGUCGUCCGUUGUUCGAACUCAGCAGGAGGUGACAGAGCUGCUGUCCCAGGUCAGGACCACCACCAAAACACAAUGCACCAGAAUGAUGCUCUCACAGGCAUUUCCUGAUGAAGGCGUGGAGAAGUUCUUCCCUCAGUCCAUAGACCUGGACCCCAGGUGUCUGACAACGCUGCCCUGCCACGUCCUCCAGCACCACAGCGUCCAGCUGUUCUUCACCUCCACCAGGCCUCUGUCACCCAACUGUCCUUCCUCUCUCCUGCCGCUCCCCUCCUCCCCUCCCACGGCUCCCGUAGCCCCGUCAUGCCCCUUCACCCCCAGCUCUAGUCUCGGCUGUAUGUUGCAGUACAGAGGAGCCAACAGGGUGGUGUACAGAGUGGCCAGCGUCCAGCCCGUCGUCAGCACCCACGGCUCGGUCUUGACUCGCUCCUCUUCUCACCCCUCCUCCCUCCCUCCUCCUCCUCUCCCUCCCUCCAUCUCUCAUCCCCAGCAUUCCCCUCAGCUGUCUUCCCUCCCUCCCCCCGUGCCGGCCCUGCCCGGCCAGCAGGGCUGCGUGGCGGGCGGAGGCGACGCCCCGUCCCAGCCGCAUCCCCAACAUCAACCCCUUCAGCUCCAGUCGCACUCGUACCCUCAGCACUCCCAGCACCACCUUCAGCAACAAACCGGCGGUCAGCCAAGCACGCAGCCUCAAUCCCAUCAUCCAGCCCAUUCCCAGUCCCUCUCAUACUCCCGCUCCCAGUCCCACACACAGCCACCAUCCCAGUCCCAGGUUAUCACUCCUGAACAGAACGGCAUCCUGGAUUGGCUGCGCAGGCUUCGGCUCCAUAAGUAUUACCCCGUCUUCAAACAGCUAACCAUGGAGGAGUUUUUAGCGCUGACAGAGGAGGACCUGAACAAGUACGACUUGACCCAAGGAGCAAAGAAGAAACUCAAGACUCAACUGGAGCUGCAGAAGUCAGCGGACAGGGAGAUGAAGAUGGAGAAGCGGCCAUGCAGCGGUAUUGCCAGGGUGACUCCUUCCAGUCACAUGGGGCCCUUAGCACACCCCACCUCCACCGCUGGAGAGCUGCGAGUGGAGGUGGACGCCGUGCUGCACCAUCACCCCGUCUCCACAGACAGCAGCUCAUCCUCAGGCUACUCCAGCUCUUCCUGCUCCCCCCGAACACCCCUCUGCUGUGACGCUACCUUUGACAGGACCAGAGACCUUCACCGCCGUGUGUCUGGUCCGGACACAUCAGGAGGAGGUCUGGAGAAGGACCGCUCGUGUGUUUUCAUCCUCAACUCCAGCUGCCCCGCGGGAUCCAGUCGCCCCACAGCCCAGGUCCUUCCCGUCCAAACCGACCCUGCUCCUCCUCUCCCUCCGCCCUGCUCCUCCCACCUCCCCUUCAGCCUCCAGCAGUCUCCCUACCACCCUCAGGCCGGCUACCCCCAGACCCUGCUCUCCUCCGCCUCAAACCCAGCGCGCAUCCUCACCUCCCCGCGAAAACCGAGGCCCCCUCCUCUAUGCACGGACGACAGGACUAAAUCUCUGGGCUCGGGCGGGGGUUUCGGCGCGGGGCUGGGCGUGGGGAUGGGGGUGAGGCUGGAGACCCUGUUCCCCGGCCUGAACGUGGACGGCUCCUCUGCGCUCCAGGACUCGGUGGUAUGUCGCGGCCUCACGGGAGCCGCCGUGGGUCUGAUGGUGGAAACCAGCUCCGCUUUGACCUCCACCUCCAACAGCGUCCACCACGUCUCCCACCCUCCUCUCCAUUUCCACCUCUCAUCAUCUUCCUCCACCUCUCCAUCUGGAUACUACUCCUGCCCGCCUACCUCUUCUACCACCUCCUCCUUCUCCUCCUCCUCCUCCUCCUGUUCCUCCACAAAGUCCGGCUCAAGCUCCACAAGCGGGGGUGGCUUUGUUCCCAUGGCAACCACAGCCACUGUCCCUGUGGCCGCGGUGCCCGGCAACACCUACUACCCACCCCAGCCCACCUCUAGCCCCUCCCCUUCCCCUUCCUCUGCUCCCUCAUUGGAUCAAAAUUCAGGUCACACCCCCUCCGUGUGUGUUUGCAGCUCCUGCGGUUGCCGGGGGAACUGCGGGGCGUACGGGACGUUGCCAGGAUACGCCGCUGCGGCAGGCUACCUGCAGCCGUUCCCCACCGGCCCCUCCCUCUUCACCCUGGGUCCCCUGCUCCACCUCAGCCCCCUGAUAGCUUCAUCCAGCAACGCAGGCGCAGGGGCCACUCCCUUCUCCUACCCCAUGAUGGUGCCACCGCCCUACCGCCACAGCCCCUUGUCACAUGACCAGCAUCAAGGCUUUGGCUUCUACCAGCCCCACGGCAUCUUGGGAAAUGGAGGGCAGAAACGUGCAGCUGGGAACCUGUCCUGUUAUAACUGUGGAGCCAACGGGCACAGAGCAGAGGACUGUAAGCAGCCGCCCAUGGACUCAUCACAGCAAGGAACAUUUCGACUGAAGUACACUCCUCACUCUGACAGUAAGGACUCAGGGGACUAACCAGGAGACACACAGCGGUGGAUUUAAAUCGUCACACUCUCGACACGACUGUACCUCAUGUUCCUCCCGGAGCCGACAGGCAGCCUCCACACAUACUUUAAAAGGGAUGCGCAGACAGUCUGGUUCACCGCCGGUCCGUUUAAGGACAGCGGAUCCAUUUGAUCCUUUCAUUUCUUUUACAACAGCCAACACUGCAGAGAACCAUCGGGAGCAGCUGCCUGAGAGCAGUGAAAAACAAGGAGGAGGAGUUCUUUUACACUACUUCUGUAUACUUCACUGAGAGAUGAAACGAGAGCACGUGAGGAAGAGAUGGAACGGCUGUCGCAGUCUGUGUCAUCAGAUUAGCUUUCAACCCCCCUCUUCCUCCUCCUCCUCUUCGGAUCUCCUCGCAUACAAACACAAAGUCACAAGGAGAGCUGGAGAUUGUAAACUCUCAGAGCUCCUCCAUGAAGAAACAGUAUACAGUGCAGUAAAACCUCAACAUUUACAGUCUCCUGGAUGGUUCACAAACCAAAGCAACACAAGUCCAGCAUCCUAAUAACUUCCUGGACACUCAGUGGAGUGCAUUUUUUAAACUGGCUCUAAACCUUUAAAGCCAGUUUGAUCUUAUCACAGCAUCCUCCCUUUCACUGAAUCCACCUCACACCACCCGGCUGUAAAGCACAGGUGAUUAAAAGAAGCAUUUCUACGUCUGGGUCAUGUGACAGUAGAGCAGUUACAAAAGCCGUGUCCCAACUCCAUACUUCAUGCUAACUGUAUACAGCACACACUUUACACUAAUGUUUGUAGUGAGUUGCUUUUUUUUUUGCUGUUAGUUUACAAGGAAUCAACGUACUUCAUUGUUUUAUAACAGGAAAUGAUGCAAUACAUGCAUCGUUUAAAGGCAAACUGACCAAUUUAACCUCGCCUGUUUACAGUCAUUGUUUCCCGCCAAAAAACACUUAACAAACUGAAAGCAUUUUCUUCCUCAUAAAACAUUUGCAGAUUUUUUUUUUAAGUUUACAUGCAAACAAUCUUCUUUAUUAUUAUUUUAUUUUAUUGUUUUACUGCUCAAUAGCACUCCUAGUGGUGUUAUUAAAAUCUUCACAGUGUACCUUUAAACUUAAAGACACAGCUACAUGUUUUACCACCAUCCUCAAUUUAUUUUAGGCAGCUGUGAGUAGCUCUAAUAUUUCAACAGUAUACUCAACUCAACUUUUUUUAAUAGUUUGCAUACUGACUGUUUUGAGCACACUACAUACUCAUACAUGCAACUACAUACAUACAAAUGUAUAGAAUUAGAAAAUAGUAUGAAUUUGGGACACAGCAAACGUGUUACAUAUAAAAAAAAGUUUUCAUUUGUAUUUUUUUUCUUUCUUUAUCUUACUUUUCAAAGUAAGUGUGUACCCUGAUUCAAGAGCUGAAUGUCCUCAAAAGUCGACGAGGGAACGGACAGUCAUGAUGCGUUCGUCAUCGUUGGAAUUGUGCGUCUUCAUUCAGCAGGGGUGAUCUUACCGACUCCCCCGCAACAGUGCCUGGGGUUAACAUGCAGCCCCUCUACCUCUGGGCCAGUCUAGGUAAAAAAAAAGAAAAGAAAAGAAAAGACUUCCAUUGCCAGAUCAGGACAAUCAAAUCGCAGGCGUAAAAGAUCAUCUGUCUGUACUUGAACGUCUUUGUACGUUCAGUCACUCCUGUGGUCGCUCAAGGCGGAUAAACAUUUGAAAAGUGCCAAUUUUCCUGCAGUCGAGUUUGCUGACGUUUCAUUUUUUUAAAUAUAUAUAUAUAUAUUGUUGAUGUAAGUGAAUGAAUGUCCUACACUUCAGACUCUUUUCUAAUUGUUUUAGUCUUUCUACAAAAGAAUUCAGGAGAAAAAAAAAAAACAAUGUAUGAAAAAGUUUUGGAAAUGUUUCCAAGUGUUGGGACUGUGUGUGAGCGUAUGAGUCGCUGGGCAGGACCCGGAGUUUUAGACACGAGGACAAGCUGGUCCUUCAGAGACACACAAAAAAUACAAUAAUACUAUGUGCACCCCCGGAGGGUGCAGCACAGGGACAUUUAUUUAAAAUGCUGAAUAUUCUGUUGUUUUAAAAUAAGAAGUCAACAUUGUGCUUUUUUUUUUUUGUAAAAUAAAAUAUGUGGUCUUCGGACAGAGAUACGAGGCUCAGAAUCAAACCAGCAAGCCUCCGUUCAGCUGAAUGUUGGUGUGAGUUGUAACUGUGCAGCUGUGUUCAUCGCUAAAGGUGCACAACAAGAUUUCAUUCUAUCGUUGCACAGAAGGAAAAACUUUUUUUUGUUUCACAGGACAAACCAAAGAUUGACCUCCGUUGAGGGUUUUUGUUUGUUUGUUUGUUUUUUUUGCUGUUUUGCUGUUGCCUUAAGCAUCAUGAUAGAGCCCGGUAAAGCUGAUAUCACAGCGUUGCAUGUUGCUUCAUCUUUAGUGAAAAAAAAAAGCGCUUAUGGAAUAUUUGUGUGCAAUUGUUUGAAUGCAGUUUAUAAUCAUCCGGUUCAAGUAUAGGUCAGAUUUUUUUUUUUUUUUUUUGUUAUUGCUUAUUGUGUUUUAAAAUUUGACUCCGAGGGGGGAAAAAAACAAUUUGAGUAAUAAAAUCUGUUCUGAUUCUG
Messenger RNA from Scomber scombrus (Atlantic mackerel), 6756 nucleotides. It is a transcript of the gene zcchc14, whose product is annotated as zinc finger, CCHC domain containing 14. The transcript is spliced from 13 exons. The record is from RefSeq and is a predicted model, not a curated record. Lineage: Eukaryota; Metazoa; Chordata; Actinopteri; Scombriformes; Scombridae. The coding region runs from base 826 to 4161 and encodes 1111 amino acids. Gene Ontology annotation, molecular function: zinc ion binding; nucleic acid binding; protein binding.